GGUGGCCGUCGUCGUCAUCGUCGCGCUGGCCGUUGUCGGGUGCUCCGGCCACGUUAGCGAUCGCGCCAGGAGUCUGCCGACGACCGAUUACCGCGGAUCGAGGCGCGCGAGUGUCGGACGAAAGGAAGAGAGAGAGAGAGAGAUACUCGUACAUCCUGCCGCGGCCCGAGCUGUACGUUGUGCCGCGCGCGCGAGAAUGCGACCAUGAAGAAGGUACCGCGGGCGCGAGACGCGCCGACGAGGUAGCUCCGCGAGAACUACCGCCGCUGGCUGUCUCGCGGGAUCCUCUCGGUUUACCUCCCGGGACGCCGAGAGUAGGACAUUCCUCUCGUACGAGAGGGAAAAAGCGGCUAGAUCGAUAGGCCAGCUGGUGUGCGUGGCCAGCGUUUUCGCCAACGAGUACGGUGUCGCUGCGCGGGGUGCGGCCCAGGAUGGUGAAGGCGCCGAGCGUAGGACCCGCCGGAGGGCCGCCGGGCAUCAGGAGGAUCCAUCCGGGUCCUGAGAUCGCCAUAAAUCCGAGAAAUCUGCCCACGGUCUCGGCGAACAUGACACCGUUGCGAGGUGAUGCCAAUGCUAUCGGCAGGACGACGCCAGUCUAUCAUCCCCAGGUGGACGUCUCCACGCAGGUAGACCUCCACGGGGGUUUCGGCGGGCCCGUCGAUUGGGAUCGUCGUGCUACGCCCUUGUACUCGCGCGAGGACAUCAAGGAGCAGUACUGCAUCACCAGCCGGCAGUUGGACGCCGUCGAGAAGUCCGGCGGCGGUUUCUUCGGCUGCCUGUCGACGAGGGGCCCGUCGCCGUGCAGCUCCACCAGGAACUCCAUCCUCUCGGCGUGCGUGCGUAGCGUGCCCAGCGACGAGAACCUGUGCGACGCGCCUUAUCCCCGAAGACCCCUGCAGAUCAUGUACCGUCAACCGCGCGGCUACGUCUUCGAGGACGAGGCGGAUUGGAUCGACAGUUCCUACUUUAGGCCGCGCCCCAAGUUUUGCACCGUGCCCGAUCCGAAGAGAUACACCUGGGUGCCGGAGGAUGAGGAGUCCAUGAAGCUGGAGGGACCGCGGCCGGUGCUACCGGCCGUGCCUCCUCCACCCAGUGCGAUGACCACGGCGACGCAGCCGCCGAAGACGAAACACGUGAGCUUCGCGAGGUCCCACACGCUCACGUCGUUCGAAGUCCCGAGGAGCCGAAGUCCUCCGGAACGUCUUAUAGACUCGCAGCCGACAAUGCAGAACGCUAUACUGCCUUCGUCCUUGCCCUUGGUGCAUCCUUACCCUGGCGUCGAGCCACGCGUUCUUGUGCUCGAGAAACCGCCUAAGCGCGGCGCGAUGAAGACGCAGGCGACGCAGACUGAGAUCCCGGCGAUGUUUCGCGGCCGUGUGCUUCCGGUGACACUCAGCCCCAGAACCAUUCAUCGUGUGAAAAUGGUCUCGCAGGGCGCGCAGACGAAUGGCGUGUUCAAUGGCAGAAAAUUGACCAAAAGUUACUCGGAAGCCGGACAAUUAGGAACGCCGCUCGGCGGCGGUCAAGUUGGCGCGCCGACUAAAGAGGAAGCCGAGCACGAGCCACUCCAUAGAACCCAAAGUGAGGAGCCGCCGAGGUCGCCCUUCCUUGUUUCGACGACACCACCGCCGCCGUUUCCUUCCACCGUCGUCACCAUCAACACCACCAACGUUAUCGUUGAAACAUUGCCAAAUGGGGAUAUCGUGAUUCCUUCCGACGUUGUUCCUCUGGAGCAUCGUAAAUCUCUUGAUAUAGACGACCAGGAGAUCUUCAUAAAUUUCAAGCCGGCUCCAGUGUCGCCGGAUGCACGGGCGCUCCUCAGCCGGAUUUCCGAGCCCACCCGCAGGCUGCUGCCUCUCCAGAAGACGUUCUCCGACGGCGAAAUCCGCGUCGAGAGACGCGAACUCAUCGGGGAGACCGGCGAGCCGAGUUACCCUCACACCUGCAGAAGGAAUCACCAAGAUCCUUGGGGCAGGACUGUCAGAGCACCCGUCCAAUUUUCCUCGACACCCGAGGAUCUGUCCUUGCUACGAAUCGCCUCGCCCCAUGAGGAUCAUCACGAAGAGGAGUUCCACGAGAAUCUGAUACGUCGCGGUCUCUUUCGGAAGAGAAGCGUGUCUCUGGAGGACGGCGUGCAGGGUCUAUCGUCGGACGACUUUAUGCUGCCCAGGUCGCUUCCAACUUCACCCACGUCGCCGACCGCGGCGGCAGCACCACGCAGGAUCUCGCAGAGUCCGAAGGACGACUCGCUGCCGAGCGGCGCGCUGCUGCACACCACGUUCGCACCACCCGGGUUCAGCGCCGGUACCAGCAUCAUCGGCCAGGUGACAUCUCCGUUCGCAUCGAGCGAUUCUCUGACGAACGACGUGACGAGGGACCACAGCGACGGGAUUUGGAACGAGUCGCAGGCGACGGUACUCCAGGCCGACUCGUUGGCCUUGUUAACGCCGUCCUCGAGGAGGAGGCAUCUGCUGUUGCUGCAACAUCAGCAACGCUCCUCGAUGGAUACCGAGGCGUUGGACGUGGAGGACGAGGUGGAGCCCUGCCCGCCGAGUCCGCGAAUACGCCUGGAGCCUGCCACUCCGGUGCAGCCCUUCACACCGAGACGCGCAUACAGAAUACAAGAUCUGUUACCGCCCGAGUUUCAACAAAUUUACUACAAUGAUGUAUCCGCAACAGCACGUUUUUACGCGUACGAUAUCAUCGAAUCGUCCAUUUCCGCGAGCAACGGCCGCCCGAGGAGCGGACUGCGCCGCGCGAGUCCGGCUCCGCCGCUGUCUCAGCCCCAGUCGCAGUCGUCGAGUGAGUUCGGCUUGAGCCUGGCGAGGACCGACUCGGGCGGCCGCACCAACACCGAUCUCUCCGAGACCUCCGAGGAUUACGUCACUGCCAACACUUCUACGGAAACCGGGACCACCACAGGUACGUCCGCGACGACCAGCUCCUGGUCGAGACCACCGCAGACGUCCAGCGCCGCGGCAUCGGCGCCCGCCUCGACCACCGCGACCGCCGCGGAAGGCAGCUCCUUCGAAAGUGCCAGCUCGAUCUACAGCUUGGCGAGAAGCGAGGCCGUCGUCGAGGAGCCGUGCAGCCCGCCGCCGAUCUUGGAAGAAGCGGAGAUCGCGUUCGGGCUGGAGAUACCUCCGUCGGCGAUGAGGUCCAGCAGCAGCAGCAGCUCGGGCAGCUACGACCUCAAGGACGCGAUGGCUGAUCACAACCACGAUUUGGAGCAGGCCGCUCCGCGCAGCGGACACACCUCGGAGACCGAGUUAGAUCGAGACGAGGGCCACCGAUCGUCGUCCGGGGGUUACGCCGAGUCGCCGCCCGACGUUCGCGUGUGGAGCGAGGAGGAGCGCCGUCGCAAGAAGAAGACCUUCAGCCUGGACUUCCUCGGGAACAACGUCGAGACGGAGCACAGCGUCGAGCCGGCGUAUCCCGAGAACGUGGAGGUCAGCCCGACACCGAGCCACCGGCACCGAUCGAGGAGCAAGCCGGCGUCGACGCGGAGCCCUCACCGGAACAACAGGAAGCGAGAGGCCGCGGCGCAACAGCCGGCGCAGCAACAAGCGCUCAGCCGCAGCCCUCAGAAGGAGGAGUGGAGGGUGGAGCAGGCCGAGGACGGUCCGCACGCGCCGACGUCCGACGAUUCCAGCUGCAGUCAUCAUUACCACAUGCAUCAUCAUCACCAUCAUCACAUGCAUCGGGAAGGCGCGGAGAGGCAUCGUCGUACCAGGGAGAGCCCGCGGAGGAAGACCGCCGGCUACAUCUCCACCAGGAGGCGCAGCAACGAGACCAUUCGCUCGAUAUCCGGUGAUCGUGUGCAGGACAAGAACGCGGCGAUAACCGGCAGCCUGCCGCGAAGGAGGUCCCGCGUCGCGGACGACAUCGUGUGCUCCAGCCGGCUGAGCCCCGGCCGUUACCAGCGCAGUCCCGGGCACAACGGUCAACGAGCGAUCGUCAUGGAGGCGCAGAGCCCGGAGGUGAGACUGAAGGCCCUGUCGGCGGAGUCCUUGAGGUCCGUCAGUCCGGGCAGCGACAGCGUGUUCUACAGCGAGAGCGCCGAUCAGCCUUGCGUCGCUGUCGCCCCACUGGACGCCGCGCACUGCCACCAUUGCGGCAGAGAGGUGUCGGAAGAGAUCGUUCGACCACCGGCAGGUUUCGCGGACUCCCCGGAGGGACACAGGACGUCCUCCAAGCACGUCUCGGGCCACCGGUUGUACAAGAAGUUCGACAAGAGGUACAGAUCGGAAGACCGCGGCGACAGGAGGCACCGUCGCAGCAGCGCCGGCAGAUCGGACAUCCGGGCUAAAUCGGAGGAGAGAACCACCUCCCGGUCGGGAAGCAGAGGUUCGAUCGACGACACCGCCAGCGGCAGGAAGAGACUGCAGGCUCGAAGCACCGAUGCCAGCAUGGAGAUUCUCACGGGGAGGGAAGACGAGGACACUUACGUGGAGCCGUAUACGAGCAGCGAAUGGAUUUACAUCGGCGAUCUCGAGGAGAGUCACGUGUGGAAAAGACCCGAUAGCAUGGGCGGUGACGAUGAUAUCACGGAAGGUGGCCUUAAAGACCGACGGGACUCUCAAGAAUCCACGGAGAGCGAGAAGAAUUUUAAGAAGAGAUACCAGGCGGCCACGCAUAGGAUGGUGCACCGAAAAAGCAGCGGCGAGAUGUACAAGAGAAUACAAACCAAAUGUUUCGAGAGCGACAACAGAGUGAUCGUGAAGCGGGAAGCCGGCGGCGAGUUCGGAUUCCGCAUCCACGGCUCGAAGCCCGUGGUGGUUUCCGCGAUCGAGCCGGACACGCCGGCGGAGAGUUCCGGGCUGGAGGUGGGCGACAUCAUCAUGUCCGUGAACGGCAGAAGCGUCAUGGACGCCACGCACUCGGAGGUCGUGAGACUGGCUCACUCCGGCACGGACGUCCUGGAGCUGGAGGUGGCGAGGACCUGCAACGUGCUGGCGCCGCGUCUCGCUCGCACAGGGGCGAAGGAGUGCGCCGAAGAGGCGCCCCUAUGCUCCGGUUACCUGUGGAGGAGGUCCGCCACGUCCAGCGCGGACAAGUGGGUCCGCAGGUGGUUCGCUCUUCGUCGCGACAACUGCCUGUACUGCUAUAAGACUGACGCGGACUCGCAGCCGGUAGGAGCGGUGAUGCUCCUUAAGUACGACGUGGAGCAGACGCCCGAUCUGAGGGUGAAUAGCUUUGCGAUAAAGAAACAAGGUGCCCCGACGUUGCGACUGGCGGCCGAUACCGAAGAUGCGAUGGCUCGGUGGAUCACGGUUAUACGUGAAGCUGUCGAGAGGAACAAUCAGAUCGACACCUGGCUGGACGCCUCGAUGAGAAUGAGGGAGAUGGCUGCGUGCGCUAUUCAGAGGCCGGAUUGUUUCGGGUAUCUGAGUAAACAGCAGGAACACGCGCGGAAAACUUCCUCACCCACCGGUUGGUCCCGGCGGUAUUGCGUGCUGAAGGACGCCGCGCUGUACUUCUACGAUGACGCCAACGCCGAGAAGGCAUUCGGCGUGGCGUGUCUGCACGGCUUCAGGGUGCACAGCAGUGCGCCCAGUUCCGGCGGCAGGAAGCACGCUUUCGAGUUGCAACCGCCGGAUCCCACGCAGAGGAGCUACAUCUUCGCUACCGAGUCGGAGAUGGAUAAGAAACGGUGGCUGGCCGCGCUCGAAUACUCGAUCGAUCGAUGGAUAAAGAUAGGUUGAUGCGAAACAAUCCGCCCUACGAUGAAUCCAACGAGUCGCAGUAGCGAAGAUCGUCCAAGGAAAUCCUCGUCCGUACCCGUUUCCGGUUCCUAAAGCGCGCGUCGCGCGAGCCGUCCGCGCGACGAUAAUCGGAUAAUCGUCUUUACCCGGACGAUCGCAACCCGCUCGUGGAUGUCGCCAAAGCAUUAUCAUUUCAACGACAUUAUUGAGUCUCACCGUCAUGAUCAUCAUUGUAGCUGCUGAUUAACAGUGACGCUGAGUAAAAGUUGUUCAAAUAAACGUCAACGCUGAAAACGCUGCUAACUUUCGCCCCACUCUCGUGCGAGCCACGUCGUCGUCGUCGUCGCCGUGACGUCGGAAUUGUUUGUCAGCAGUAACGCGAUUCUCCAUCGAGCAGAGUCAUUGAAACCGGUUAGCACAGUUCCGGUGAGUUCGCUUCUCGACGGCGGGGAUUUCCGUCUCGAGCUCCGAAUUCGCCGAGGUCGCGUCGCUCUCGAUUUCGCGAUCGGAUCUUGCAACGCGCCUGCUCAAGUACUCCACCCACUCAGCCCCAUCCCUCAUGCGCUCAUCGCACACCUCAUCGUCGGCGUCCCGCCAAUUCGAGAAGUCGUUGUGCGAAUCAACGAGUAACAAUGCGAGAUCGGGCAUUACUUUCCGGUAUCACAACGCGAUCUUAUUAUUCGCGAGCAAAUCGCAGUCGUUUGUCGCUGAAACUGCACACGCACACGACUCUGCUGGCCGAGGAGGGCGUCUUCGAAGAGCGGCACGAUGUUCAUCUCGAACGGACGUUCAACCGCGCGAGCGGCAGGGUAGACGAGCAACGUUUCGUGCGAGACGCGCAUGCGGUAGCCAAUAGUCGCGCGUGUAUGCGGCGCAUGUGCAAUUGCCAUUUAACUAUGUCGCUAAUUCUUAAACCGAACGCCAAAUAUUUGUAUAAGGGAGAUUCAGCCGCGAGAACAGCGGGAGAAGCGAGAAGUCGACUGCGUGCGUUCCGUAGGUUGCACGCGAACUCGUGCGCGCAUUAUCGGUGCGGUAGAUACGAACGCAACGGAAGCACCGGAAGUACCGAGGAGUGUCCGCCGAAAGUUACAUUCUCUCGCGCGAGGAUAACGGCGUGCGUUGUAGAGGAGAGAUAAUCCUACACUGGCGCAUCAGGUUCUCGGACUGAUCCCGCUUCUACCAGCAUAUACGGGGUGUCUCGGAAUUGUACGGUACAUAUUUUACGGAGAGUCCGUAUGUGGAAACUUUGUUCACGGACUCAGUCUAGGCGGGUUUUCCCUUCAUCUCGAAAGAUAUUCAACCGAAGGUUCAAUCCGGCCAAAUUCUCCCCACCGUGCGAAUUUUAUUCAACGCCGCAGACUCCGACGGUCGAUGAGAGAUCGCCGUUGAAACACGUACGGAUAAUUCGGGGACACCACUCUACCGUAUUCGGAGGAAUUUUUCAUUUUUUAACUUCUCCCGGACAAUACAGCACACAGAUUAUACAAAACCCGUUCUCACUUUUGCGUGUGUUUUUAUCGGAGCGUGUCGCGUGUUAUUCGUUCGCGCUGAUCGAGAAAAAUCCCGGAAAUAAGUUGACGCGAAGUGACAGCGGAACGGCGGCGCCUGGAUUCACGAUGCGUCGCGCGGCGAUUCUGCACGCGAGGAAGAAUCGGCGGACGUGUCGGGAGGACGAAGGACAAAGCGCGCUAUCGUCGCGACGGCGCUGAAUUCAAUAGCGUCUUCGAUGAGCGCGACCGCCGCAAACAAGAGAAGAGGGGAGCGAAGAGGAAAAACAGGAAGAAGAUGCAGGCGCGAAGAACAAGGCAUACCGACAGUAUCGUCGUUAGGAAGUACAUUGUUUCACGGUCGGCGCGUCGGCCAGGGUUUUAUUAGAGAACGACGCGCGCGUUCCAAACGAAAGCUUGUGUGUAAAUCGAAGGGAGCCUGGUCAAACGCUCAAGAAAAAUCUCAGAUAAUAAAAUAGAAGGUUUAAUACAAUUUUAGAAUGGCGUGUGUGUGUGUGUGCGUUAUUUUCCCAAAUUUCGCGUCGAAUUUCUCACCAGCUCCGAUUCGAAUCCUCCUGUCGUUCUACGUCUAUGAAAAAUAAACUUGGAAAGGAA
This is a messenger RNA of Dinoponera quadriceps, 7807 nucleotides long. RefSeq lists its product as uncharacterized. The coding region runs from base 432 to 5705 and encodes 1757 amino acids. The transcript has 18 exons. The record is from RefSeq and is a predicted model, not a curated record. NCBI's taxonomy places the organism in Eukaryota, Metazoa, Arthropoda, Insecta, Hymenoptera, Formicidae. Gene Ontology annotation, molecular function: protein binding.